Messenger RNA from Raphanus sativus (radish), 2022 nucleotides. RefSeq names its product serine/threonine-protein kinase D6PK. Lineage: Eukaryota; Viridiplantae; Streptophyta; Magnoliopsida; Brassicales; Brassicaceae. Bases 315 to 1817 code for a protein of 500 amino acids. The record is from RefSeq and is a predicted model, not a curated record. Gene Ontology annotation, molecular function: ATP binding; protein serine/threonine kinase activity. Gene Ontology annotation, biological process: protein phosphorylation. Gene Ontology annotation, cellular component: cytoplasm; plasma membrane; nucleus. The transcript has 3 exons.
UUCAUGGUGUAGAGACCCCACCCAUCUCUCUUCUAUCUCCAUUUCAAUGGAAGCAAGGGGACGUGUCCAUUUCUCUCUCUCUCUAUCUAUCUCACUCUACAGCGUCACAUGAACAGUGACUGUUUCUCUCCCUCUUCCCUUUGCUUAAUCCUUCCGUAGAAACGGUGUAUCUCGUGAUCUCUUCAAUCGCUCAACUCUAAGGUCCACUCUUUGAUGGCAAUAUUGAUCACUAGAGGCUAGAGCCAAGGAGGAAACAAUUGGUUUCUAAAAAACUGAAUCAAAGAUCAAAGCUUUGCUCUGCUUAGUUCCCACCAAUGGCCUCCAAGACUCCAGAAGGAUCACUCACCAGUUCCACUAACACUAUCUCAGCCAACACUUUAGCAGAUCAAGUAUCUUCCACUCUGUCCUUAGCCGAUCCAAGUACCGACAGCAAAACCGCUAAUAAUAAUAACAACAAGACCAGCGAGCAAGGCGAGAGCGGGAAGAGCAGCACAUGUAGACCGAGCACGAGCAGCGACAUAAGCGACGAGAGCACUUGCAGCAGCUUCAGCAGCAGCAUCAACAAACCACACAAGGCCAACGACGUUAGAUGGGAAGCCAUCCAAGCCGUUAGAACCAAACACGGCGGUUUGGGUUUGAACCAUUUCAGGCUAUUGAAGAGGUUAGGAUGUGGGGACAUAGGAACGGUUCAUCUCGCGGAGUUGAACGGGACGAGGUGUUACUUCGCCAUGAAGGUUAUGGACAAAACCGCUUUGGCUAGCAGGAAGAAGCUUCUCAGAGCUCAGACCGAGAGGGAGAUACUGCAGUGUCUUGACCACCCGUUUCUUCCCACGUUGUAUAGUCAUUUCGAGACUGAGAAGUUCUCUUGUUUGGUUAUGGAGUUUUGUCCUGGUGGUGACUUGCAUACGCUCAGACAGAGACAGCCAGGGAAACGUUUCACCGAGCAAGCAGCUAAGUUCUAUGUAGCGGAGGUGCUUCUUGCAAUGGAGUAUCUACACAUGCUUGGGAUCAUUUACCGUGAUCUGAAGCCAGAGAACGUUCUUGUGAGAGAUGAUGGACACGUGAUGCUUUCGGAUUUCGAUCUCUCCUUGAGAUGUACCGUUAGCCUCUCUAUAGUCAGAUCAUCAACCAAUCUCGGAUCCGAAGGCUUGUCAAAGAGUUCGGUUUCUUGCUCGCAGCAGCCAUCUUGCAUACAGCAGCCUUCUUGCAUCUCGAUGGCUCCCACGUCCUGCUUCGGUCCUCGGUUCUUCUCUAAAUCCAAGAAAGACAAGAAACCGAAAACAGACAACGGUAACCACCAAGUGACUCCCUUACCAGAGCUCGUUGCUGAGACAAGCGCCCGUUCCAUGUCGUUUGUGGGGACACACGAGUACUUGGCUCCGGAGAUCAUCAAAGGUGAAGGACACGGAAGCGCGGUUGAUUGGUGGACUUUUGGGAUCUUUCUUUACGAGCUGUUGUUUGGUAAAACGCCGUUCAAAGGGUCUGGAAACAGAGCGACGCUCUUCAAUGUGGUUGGUCAGCCUUUGAGGUUCCCUGAGUCUCCGGUUGUCAGCUUUGCAGCUAGAGAUUUGAUAAGGAACUUGCUUGUGAAGGAGCCACAGCAUAGGUUAGCUUACAAGCGUGGAGCAACAGAGAUUAAGCAGCAUCCUUUCUUUGAAGGAGUGAACUGGGCUUUGGUUAGGUGUGCUAGUCCGCCUGAGAUUCCUAAACCGGUUGAUCUCGAACCGGUGAAUUGUAGUCCUUCUGUAGUACCAGCUGCUGCAUCUACAAGCGUCAGAACUGAUCAGAGCAAUUAUCUCGAGUUUGAUUUCUUCUGAAUGUGUUCUUGCAAGAAACUGUGGACACGAUUUGAUGAUGAUGCCUCUUAUUGUUUCUUUGCAAAUUCUUCAGAAUCUGUUUAGUGUUUUUCUUUUUUUCUUUUCACGUGUUGAACAAGUUAUGAGAUUUGUAUCAUUCUUCAACAAUCUGAGACAGUCUCUGUACCACAUCUUCUGAAGUUAAAAUGUUAUUAGACACCAACCA